AUGCCCGGCUGCAAUUUGAGAAGGUCUGAAAGUGAGGAGUGGGAGAUUGAUGACCCGCGAGUCGGGCUGGCAUUCGGAUCCCCACUGCGCAGCCAGCUCCUCCUGCGCUUUCAGGCCAGGAAAUUUCACUUCCGUGAAGAAUAUUGCAUGAUGAGAAACAGCGAGUACCUGGAGGAGUUCCCCGGAGACGGCAGGGAGUGCGUGAACUGCGGGGCCAUGUCCACGCCGCUCUGGAGGAAGGACGGCACCGGCCACUACCUGUGCAACGCCUGCGGGCUCUACCCCAAAAAGGAACCUUCCCAAUUUGUCAUUUUUGUGGGUGCAUUCAUGCGUGUUUGGUUUGUUUGCUUGUUUUUGCAGUCCUCGUCCAGACGUGCUGGCCUAUGUUGCACUAACUGCCACACGACCAACACUACCCUCUGGAGAAGGAACGCCGAAGGGGAGCCCGUCUGCAACGCCUGCGGGCUCUACAUGAAGCUCCACGGGGUACCGCGACCUCUGGCCAUGAAAAAGGAAAGCAUCCAGACAAGGAAAAGGAAGCCUAAAAACAUUACUAAAGGCAAAACCUCAACAGGGUCUACGACUUCGGCCACUAACUCCCCUUCUUCCAUUACCAACUCAGACAGCACGGUCACUUUAAAGUCAGAGCCCAGCGCGACCUCGCAGUACCCUGGACAAUCCCUCGUGUCCGUCUCCCAGGCGCCAAGCCAGUCGGAGGACGCGCUGGCCGGCGGGAGAGGUUACUUCCUUAGAGCUGAGCUACAGCAAAAGAUCCCCGCCUGCCACGACCCUUGCCCGGCGCUUGCGAAGGCCGGCAACGCCGCGCUUCUCCCGCGCUGCCGGGCGCGCUGA
Struthio camelus australis is the source of this 852-nucleotide messenger RNA. Lineage: Eukaryota; Metazoa; Chordata; Aves; Struthioniformes; Struthionidae. The record is from RefSeq and is a predicted model, not a curated record.